Molecule: messenger RNA, 3540 nt
Organism: Notodromas monacha
Lineage: Eukaryota; Metazoa; Arthropoda; Ostracoda; Podocopida; Cyprididae
Source: the annotation of a GenBank genome assembly
AUGUGAUCGUAUUCGUUUCAGAGCUUCUACACCGAGUUUCUUACCUCAGCUUUGCAAUGUCUCGCAGUUGACGACUCCUUAUCGUGUAUGAUCUAGCUAACCGUAAGAUUUGUGAAUUGAUACUUCGUGCCGAUUAUUCACUACCAAUCGAAACAAAUGAAUGCUCCAACUCUGGCGACCCAUUGGAUGAUAGUGGCGAACUCUACCUUGAACGAGGCCGUCAGUCAUGAUACCUAUCAUCCAAUUUGGAAGAAGUUCGUGACGAAUCUUCUGAACUUCCGACAAUCCCUCUCCUGUACAGUGUGCAAAGGAAUUUUGGAAGAAGCGUACACUCCCAUUCCCAGCAGCUAUGAUCAAGAUUGUCAGCAUCAUGCUUGCAAGGCAUGUUUAGGAAAGAAGAAGUCUUUGAAACCUCCUUGCUCAUGGUGCAGGGACUAUGAGAAAUACGUCCGGUGUACCAUCAUCGAUACGCACGUGCGGAGUUACGAGAAUCUAUGCGAAUAUUUGCGUCAAUCAAGACAGUAUGCGAUCAUCAAAAACGAGAAAAUUGUCGAUUUAACAUGCUCCAUCUCACUGCCGGAUUCGUUACAAGAUUCACGUGGCUUGUGUGUCGAAAAACUGGUCAACGAAAUCAUGAUGAUGUCUGGAGGCGGCGGUAUUGGAGUUAUACGGGACCAAGCGUUAAGUCAAAUUAAAGAGGACCCUUGCGACCUAUCCGAUGAAAAUUCGGACUCCCGUUCGGAAGAAUUAGAGGAACCAGAAUUCAAGUUGUUUGGAGAUCUGGGUUCCCCGUCAGGUCUCUGCGCUGACGUGAAGUGCGACGAAAGUUUCAGUUUCUACCCAUUGCAUGAUGAUAUAUAUAUCAAAACGGAGUCAUUUUUCGAUGAGCAAUUAAACACUGAUACCGACGUGGAUUUUGGACAAACGCUGGAUACGUUCAUGCUACCCGAGGAUUUACCGGAACCACAAGUGGAAGAACCGUCUACUAGCUCAGUUACGCACUUCCCAACUUCGACCGUUCAGCUCGACCAGCCUCCAAUUUUAUCAAAUCACACGGUUCUUCUGUCGAUAAACGCUCAAGGAUUAUUGGAUCAGAAUGCAUUGGAGAAUGGACUUGCUUUGGCUCCUGUGAAUUCCGUUCGACGUCAGCACAGUGGGAAGUCGAACAAAGCCCGCAAGGGUUGUAGAUGCGGAACUGCCACAAACAAUCCUGGUACACUGACGUGCUGUGGUCAGCGUUGCCCAUGCUACGUAGAAGCGAAAGAGUGCGUAGAUUGCAAGUGUCGCGGCUGUAGGAACCCAUACAGAUCUGGUGGUAGGAAGGUUCGACCACAUAUCGUUCCUACUGAGAACAUCCAGGUUCAUUUCCCACCGAGUCCGAAGCAGUUCGUUCGCGGAGGUCGUGAAGCUCAUGGGCUUCCCGGAGUUACGUCGAAACUUCCAACAGUUUACCUUACUGGAGUCAUGGACCCGUCGUCGGAAGGUGGAAAUGUUGACUGGCUCAAACUAAAUUGCGCGGACCCACUUGUACCUCAGACACCGAGUGCAGCAGACGUUACAUGGUAUCAAUUACCGCAAACGUGAUUUUUUUAGGUUUAGUGUUCGUUUUGUUUUCCUGUUUGGAAGCGCUUUUGAAAAUUCAUCAUGAAGUGGAAGAACGUUCGAAGCAUCGCCCUUGGAAGAAAUUGUUAUUGAUGUCAUCGGUUGUUCAAUUCGAUACUAUAUACGCGGUUAACGAACUUAUUUUGAACGCCGUUUUCAGUUUUUAUUUUUUAACGAAUUUUGAUGACCAUUCCUUUAUUCUCUCGGUAAUAGAUGGAGGUUAAACUCCGUUUCAAAUAAAUAUCGUACAAGUAAAGCCUAUAUGCGAUUAAAAUCUCCCCGUUGAAAAUUCUAGGUCUCGUACGGUACGUUUAUUCCCCUUUCUGGUAGUGUCGCUCGCGUUGAACGCAAUCGAAAGGUUUUGCAAGAUUUUUUCAGACCAUAUUUGAAAGAAAAUAUAUUCCCGUAGAACGAUGCUGAACACUUAAUCUGAGGAGAAAAUUAUAUCUGAGUUCAGCUGCUUCAUUCGAUAAAAAAGGAAAUUGUAGACAUAUUAACAAAGCAGUUGCAUGUCAUUCCGUGUCCGAACGGAAGACGUUUUUUUGAGCAGAGUCUUGCGCUGUUCCGCGUGUCAAAUUUGGUAUCGAAUUUUGAUCAGCUAACUGGAAAAUUGAUUAAGAUUGGUUUAUGUGUUAAUAAGAGUAACGCAUACUUUUUCGAACAUACGAUGAGAUAAGAAGCGUCGAGCUCAAUCUGAUACUUUGAUGGAUUAGGCGUGGAAAACUUCCUUUCGUAAGACGAGUUGCAAUCGGCAAUUACAAGGGGAGGAAGGAAUUCGAAUUCUCACUACCGGAGGGCUUCGUUUUUGUUUUGUUCUGUGUUUUUGAGGAUUUUAAAGCAAUCGAAGCAUGAACUGAUCCCAGGAAAUCGAAUGUCACCUGGGGUCGGCAGUGCAUGGGCAUUGCUGUUGGUCUCGGUGAAGCCACCUCCCGAAUGUUUCCAUCAGCGCUUUGUACGUGUGUGGUGCUGUCGAAGGAUCUGCAGAAUUUUUUCAACUCGAUUAUUUUGAUGUUCUCUGCAAGAAUGUACUGCAUAAACUAUUAUUUAACUUAGAGUCCGGAUUCUUAGAUUUGUGAGGCAUCAUCUUGACUAGUAUUUAUGCUUUAGAGCGACGCUUUGAUCUAUUUCGAAUGGUUCGUUUCUUACAAAUUUUCAAGUGCUUUGAAUAUUCCUCUGCUUCAUCGAUGGAUUAUGGCGUUUGAUACGAUCAAUACAGUAUCUCAGUUCAUGAAACUGCAAGAUUUUUCGCGAAUGGAGGAUUCUUGUGGUUUGAGACAUUUCUUCAGAGAAAAAUUCUGCAAAUUUUACGGCAUCGUCAUUCAACUUCAGUGAAUUUUUCCCCCUGCGUGGUUAUCCAGACGCGGGAAUGUGAUGGACAAAUUUUGAACUAAGUUUCGUUUCCGAUUUUGCUCUGAUUCUCUGCUGGUUUCCGAGGAUGCGAAAAAUUAUUUUUUUGUAUUCGCUGGAGUUUCUUGAAUGUGUAAUUUGGAACUCGUGUGUGUGAGUAGGUGUGUGGUAUGGUUUUGAUUUUCCUGCCGUCAUCCGUUUUGCGAUCCGAGGCAUUCAGUGUGCUUCCGCGAAGACCUAGGGCACUUUUACCUGACUUUGUGCAUUUUUUUGCAAGCUGCUUUUUUAUGGGUAUCUUUUUUUUUUUUUCGUGAAGGAAGUCCCGGGUUUUUGUUUUUCCCGAUUCUUCGAUGCUAAAGAACGCUAAUUUCCGCGGCAUAUCAGAGUAAAUGUUGAGCCUGGCGACGUUCAAGUUUUUACGUGGGGAUCGCGGAGCUGGAAGAUUUUGAAGAGCACUUUGAAGAAGCCCGUUCAUUCUUGGAUUGAGUUGUGAUCUCACGCGAUGGUCAUGUGGUUUCCUAUAUGGUUCUUACUCGGUUCCGCAUAUAAAAGCUGUUUGAAUAAACGUGUUCUUGUAGCAAAGAGCUAACA